Cotesia congregata is the source of this 885-nucleotide messenger RNA. Lineage: Eukaryota; Metazoa; Arthropoda; Insecta; Hymenoptera; Braconidae. The record is from the annotation of a GenBank genome assembly.
AUGGAAAGUUCUUUCGGGGUUCUCCCCUUUUUGAAACGCCUUUGUGAUACUGAAACCAAUGAAAUAAAAAAUUUGGAGAUAAACCAGGAUACGAGGAUUGCGAAAGACUUGGCGGGGCAUGUAAGACGGUCACAAGAUAAAACAAUCAACUCAAAAGGACAAAAACUUUUGAGAUUGUGUGAAGAGAUGGGUAUCUACAUUGCAAAUGGUUACGCUGAAGGAGAUAAGACAGGAGGAAUAACCUUUGUACAAGGCUGCAAAGAAAACUGCGUAUCAGUCCUGGAUUUGGUUCUACGCAUAGGACCCAAAGCUCUUACGGCUAUAAAAGAACUACAGGUGGAGGCCAGACCAGAAUCUGACCAUCUCAGAGGAAAGAAGAAAACACCACAGAUGCCAGAACAAGAAUAUCCCUACGCUUGGAUAGAAAUAGAUUGCAAUGCAGAAGCUGUCAACUGGGAGAAUCUCAAAACAGUCAUCUGGAACGCAGCAACAAGCAGUGGUAUGUCAACAAAAGGAAAUAAAAAAGAACGAUCAACAGAGAUAUGGUAUAACAAAGAAGAAGGCAAGAAGACAGUUUGGAGCAACCUCAAAAAAUAUCUCAAUAAUAAAAGUAAAGAAGGCAAAGAAAAACUAAGAGUAUCACGUCAGAACUAUCGAGAAACAUUGAAGCAAGAGGAAAAAGAAGAAGAGCAUCACCUAGACACAGAGAAAGACCCUAAAAACUCGGUGCAGAAUGAAGAACUAGACGAAGAAUUAACAAAACAAGAGUUAAGAGACACGAUGAUCGAGCUAAAAAAUGGCAAAGCAGCAGGUGAGGAUGGUAUCACUACAGAAUUUAUCAAAACCUUUCCGACUCAAGACAAAACGAACUACUCCAAACAAUAA